AUGGCGUCUUCUGUGGGCAACGUGGCCGACAGCACAGAACCAACGAAACGUAUGCUUUCCUUCCAAGGGUUAGCUGAGUUGGUACAUCGAGAGUAUCAGGCAGGAGAUUUUGAGGCAGCUGAGAGACACUGCAUGCAGCUGUGGAGACAAGAGCCAGACAAUACUGGAGUACUUUUAUUACUUUCAUCUCUACACUUCCAGUGUCGAAGGCUGGACAGAUCUGCCCACUUUAGUACUCUGGCAAUUAAACAGAACCCUCUUCUGGCAGAAGCCUAUUCGAAUUUGGGGAAUGUGUACAAGGAAAGAGGGCAGUUGCAGGAGGCAAUUGAGCAUUACCAGCAUGCAUUGCAUCUCAAACCAGAUUUCAUCGAUGGUUAUAUUAACCUGGCAGCCGCUUUGGUAGCAGCAGGCGACAUGGAAGGGGCAGUACAAGCUUACGUCUCUGCUCUUCAGUGCAAUCCUGAUUUGUACUGUGUUCACAGUGACCUGGGGAACCUGCUCAAAGCCCUGGGUCGCUUGGAAGGAGCCAAGGCAUGUUAUUUGAAAGCAAUGGAGACGCAACCGAACUUUGCAGUAGCUUGGAGUAAUCUUGGCUGUGUUUUCAAUGCACAAGGGGAGAUUUGGCUUGCCAUUCAUCACUUUGAAAAGGCUGUCACGCUUGACCCCAAUUUUCUGGAUGCUUAUAUCAAUUUAGGAAAUGUCUUGAAAGAGGCACGGAUUUUUGACAGAGCUGUGGCAGCUUACCUUUGUGCCCUAAGCUUGAGCCCAAAUCAUGCAGUGGUACAUGCCAACCUGGCUUGUGUAUACUAUGAGCAAGGCCUGAUGGAUCUGGCAGUAGACACCUACAGGCGAGCUAUUGAAUUGCAACCACAUUUCCCUGAUGCUUACUGCAACCUAGCCAACGCCCUGGAAGAGAAGGGCAGUGUUGCCGAAGCAGAAGAGUGUUAUAAUACAGCUCUGCGGCUGUGUCCCACCCAUGCAGACUCUCUGAAUAACCUAGCCAAUAUCAAAGGAGACCAGGGAAACUUUGAAGAGGCAGUUCGCUUGUAUUGUAAAGCAUUAGAAGUCUUCCCAGAGUUUGCUGUUGCCCAUUCAAAUUUAGCAAGUGUAUUGCAGCAGCAGGGAAAACUGCAGGAAGCUCUGAUGCAUUAUAAGGAGGCUGUUCGAAUCAGUCCUACCUUUGCUGAUGCCUACUGUAACAUGGGAGACACUCUAAAGGAGAUGCAGGAUGUUCAGGGAGCCUUGCAGUGUUAUACUCGUGCCAUUCAGAUUAACCCUGCACUUGCGGAUGCCCACAGCAAUCUGGCUUCCAUUCACAAGUAUUCAGGGAAUAUUCCAGAAGCAAUUGCUUCUUAUCGCACUGUUCUGAAGCUUGAACCUGAUUUUCCUGACGCUUAUUGUGAUUUGGCUCAUUGCCUGCAGAUUGUCUGUGAUUGGACAGACUAUGAUGAGCGAAUGAAGAAGUUGGUCAGCAUUGUGGCUGACCAGCUGGAGAAGAAUAGGUUGCCUUCUGUGCAGCCUCAUCAUAGUAUGCUCUAUCCUCUUUCUCAUGGCUUCAGGAAGGCUAUUGCUGAGAGCCAUGGGAACCUCUGCUUGGAUGAGAUCAGUGUCCUUCAUAAACCACCGUACGAACAUCCAAAAGACUUGAAGCUCAGUAAUGGUCGACUGCGUGUAGGAUACGUGAGUUCUGACUUCGGGAAUCAUCCUACUUCUCAUCUUAUGCAGUCUAUUCCAGGCAUGCACAAUCCUGAUAAAUUUGAGGUAUUCUGUUAUGCCCUGAGCCCAGAUGAUGGCACAAACUUCCGAGCGAAGGUGAUGGCAGAAGCCCAUCAUUUCAUUGAUCUUUCUCAGAUUCCAUGCAAUGGGAAAGCAGCUGAUCGCAUCCAUCAAGACGGUAUACACAUCCUUGUAAAUAUGAAUGGUUAUACCAGGGGUGCUCGAAAUGAACUCUUUGCUCUCAGGCCAGCUCCUAUUCAGGCAAUGUGGCUGGGCUACCCUGGGACCAGUGGCGUGCUUUUCAUGGAUUAUAUCAUCACUGAUCAGGAAACUUCACCUGCUGAAGUUGCUGAGCAGUAUUCUGAGAAACUGGCUUAUAUGCCCCAUACUUUCUUUAUUGGUGAUCAUGCUAAUAUGUUCCCUCACCUGAAGAAGAAGGCAGUCAUCGAUUUUAAGUCCAAUGGGCACAUUUAUGACAAUCGGGUUGUGCUGAAUGGCAUCGACCUCAAAGCAUUUCUUGAUAGUCUCCCAGAUGUGCAGAUUGUCAAGAUGAAAUGUCCUGAUGGAGGAGACAACGCAGACAGCAGUAAUACGGCUCUUAAUAUGCCUGUCAUUCCUAUGAAUACUAUUGCAGAGGCAGUUAUUGAAAUGAUUAACAGAGGACAAAUUCAGAUAACAAUUAAUGGAUUCAGUCUUAGCAAUGGACUGGCAACUACCCAGAUCAACAUUAAGGCUGCCACUGGAGAGGAGGUUCCCCGUACCAUUAUUGUAACCACACGUUCUCAGUACGGGUUACCGGAAGAUGCCAUUGUGUACUGUAACUUCAAUCAGUUAUAUAAAAUUGACCCAUCUACUUUGCAGAUGUGGGCAAAUAUUCUGAAGCGUGUUCCCAAUAGUGUGCUGUGGCUGUUGCGUUUUCCAGCAGUAGGAGAACCUAAUAUUCAACAGUAUGCACAAAAUAUGGGCCUUCCCCAGAAGCGUAUCAUUUUUUCACCUGUUGCUCCUAAAGAGGAACAUGUUCGGAGAGGCCAGCUGGCUGAUGUCUGCUUGGACACUCCACUCUGUAAUGGACACACCACAGGGAUGGAUGUCCUUUGGUCAGGGACACCCGUGGUGACUAUGCCAGGAGAGACUCUUGCUUCCCGAGUUGCAGCUUCCCAGCUCACUUGUUUAGGCUGUCUUGAGCUUAUUGCUCAAAAUAGACAAGAAUAUGAAGACAUAGCUGUGAAACUGGGAACUGAUCUAGAAUACCUGAAGAAAAUUCGUGGCAAAGUCUGGAAGCAGAGAACAUCUAGCCCUCUGUUCAACACCAAACAAUACACAAUGGACCUAGAGCGGCUCUAUCUACAGAUGUGGGAGCAUUACGCAGCUGGCAACAAACCUGAUCACAUGAUUAAGCCUGUUGAAGUCACUGAGUCGGCCUAAAUAAUGACUGUGUGCACAGGAGAAUUACCCUGUACCUGAGCCUCAACCUUCUGGGGGAAAGGGAACUACUUUUUCCUUAUCUGUACAAUACCAUGCUGCAGAUGGGUGACAGACAAUGAUAAGAAAUAGCACAGCCAGACUUGCUUCCUGCAUGAUCAUGAUCACGAUAGGGAGAGACACAAGAGAUGGGAAACUGCUGUUCCACAAGGAGUCUCCAUAGAAUUUUGCAGCAGCCAGGUGUCUGGAAGGUCUGGAAGUGAGUCCUGUUCUACCUUUUUCUUUCAGCAGAAAUGAAAUCCCAGGUAAGUAUAAGUAUUCAAAUAUUUGAUCAGUAAGUCACAGUUAUCUCCAGUACAUUAAAUAACUUUCAUCAAAAAACAUGUUAUAGGUAAAAAGCUCUGAAGGACCAGCUAUGUAUAUGAUAAUUAUGUUUCAGACCUUCUAGGGUAUUAUAUAUAAUAACUUGUCUUCUGGACGUGGUCUUGAAGUCUUUAUGGAUUCAGUCUCAGUAGUAGCGAACUGCACUGCUACUUGGUUUGGAGUACAAAUUAGAUUUUAGCCCUCCUGGAGGUUGAGUUUUUGGUAUUGAAAACCAUAGGAAUGAAAUUAUUGUAUUUCAACAAAGGAUCGAGGGCUUGAGGCUUAAACAAGGCAACAUACGUGUGGGAAGCAGUCAGCCUUGAGGGCAGGUAAGGACAUGCCAGGCAUGCGGCCGCUGCUCGAAGGGACUGUCCCUACUUGUUCCCCUCCUUGUUCCAUUCCAUGGGAGAUAAAUCACCAGAGCCCAGAGAUCAGAAAGAAUGUAAAAUGAGACAAGCAAAGCUGUCUCCCCCCUGCACAUGCAGGUUAUUUUUGAUGCUUCUGGGUUUAUGGGUUUCCUCCCAGGGAAGUUAACCUUGAGCCGAGACAGUCUGUAGAUAAUGUAAACCACCAUCUGGCAACCUUCCGAUUUCUAGUCUAUAUAAUCUGCAACUGUAGCAUAAUAAAAUUUGCCUUGCAACCAUCAGUUGUCUUGGUCCUUCUGACCCCAUCCGUCGGUGCUACUUCAGUUCCUUACCCCUUCCCUUCUGACCCUGGGCGGUGAGAUCCUCUUUCUCCGGCUGGUCCGCGGCAAGUGGCACUCGAACAGGGACCUGAAGCGUGAAGGCAAUUGAAAGAAAAAGAAAGUGCAGGUAAGAGAACCCUUAUGCAAAAUAUGUGUGGCCACCAGUAAAAGUGAAACGAAUAGAGGCAUAAGGCAAUAGUCAGAAGUAAAAUAAGAUGGGGCAAAAGGGCUCAAAGAUGUAUGAAUUAUUUGCUCAGGUUUUACUUUUGAUGCUUAGAGCUCGGGGUAAUAAAGUUUCUGAACUUUAUUGUUGACUGAAUUUUUACAGCAUAUCCAUGGUGUAUCUCCCUGGUUUCCUGAUGGCGGCUCUGUUGACAUAGAAAUCUGGCAGAAAGUUGGAGAAGAUUUAAAAAAUUAUUACGAGUCUCGAGGGCCUACUCAUACUCCUGUUGUUACAUAUAGUUUGUGGAAUCUGAUAAAAAUAUGUUUAGAUUCUUCUCAUGAUAGUGUUGAUUUGAAUGUAAAGUCAGAAAAACAUAAGCCUCUGACAGAAGGAGAGACUGUAUUAUCAGCUACUGUGUCGCCACUUCCUAAACCGAAAGAGCUAAUUAAUUUAAAUAUUUUAGAUGAAGAGGAACAUUUUGACUUAACAGAUGAGGCUUGUAAACAUAAAAGAGAGAAAUAUCCUGAGGAUGAUUUUCUAAUGGCUGUGAUAGAGAAGUCAGUGAAAAAGCUGCAGGUUAAUAAGGACUGUCUUCCUCAAAAAUCCACAUCUGUAAAAAUGCUCAGUCCCUUGCAGCGCGCUGUACAAGGAGCAAUAAAACGAGGAGAAGAUCCUAUUUUCUGUUGUCCCGUCAUAGAAAGACCUGAUCCUAAUAAUCCUCAACAAGCUACUAGGGAGCAUCAGGCUCUCCCUUUGAAAGUUUUGAAAGAUUGAAAAUCUGCCUGUGCUCAAUAUGGGCCCACUGCUCCUUUUACUACUGCUAUGGUUGACAGGAGAAGCUCUUCCCCCCGCUGAUUGGAAGUCUAUUGCACGAGCUUGUUUAAAUGGUGGAGAUUAUUUAAUAUGGAAGUUUGAUUUUUAUGAACGGGCUGCUGAACAAGCAGAAAAGAAUGCUGCCCAUAAUAUUCCAGUUGAUUAUCAUAUGCUGAUUGGGGAAGGACAAUAUCUUUCUUUACAAGAUCAAUUAACUUAUCCCUUUGUUGCUUAUCCUCAAAUAAAUCAUUUGGCAUUACAAGCCUGGAGGAAAUGACCUUCUACACACAAAACUGAAGAUCUUUCAAAACUUAGACAGGGACCUGAUGAACCAUAUGCUGAUUUUGUAGAUAGGUUGUCACAGGCGGUGGGGAGACUCAUUGUGGACGGACUCACUGGUACGAUUGUAGUUAAGCAACUUGCUUUUGAAAAUGCUAAUAAUGAGUGUCAGGCUGCGAUUCGACCUUGGAGAAAACGGGGAACAUUGGAGGAUUAUAUUCACCUUUGUGCAGACAUUGGGCCUACUUAUAUACAGGGUGCUGCUGUGGCUGCAGCAUUAACUAAAGUGGGGUUUAAAAACAAUCAAAAGAAAACAAAGACUUGUUUUAAAUGCGGAAAGGCAGGUCCUUUUGCUAGAGAAUGUAGAUCUUUUAAUUCUAACCCUAGUCCUUCCUUCCCUACUCAAAAACCUCCAGAUGGUCAGAAAAUCCCUGGUUUAUGCCCUAAAUGCAAUAGGGGAAAACAUUGGGCACAAGAUUGUUGCUCAGUGGCCCACAAGGAUGGGCCACCACUGUCGGGAAACUCUUCCCAGGGCCUUCCCCGGCCCCAACAAAUAAUAAGCGCAAUGUCUGUGUAUCCUCCUCAAAUUAUCAAUCAGACAUUAACCAAAAACAAAAACAUACAAUAUCCUCGCUCUCCAGAGCAACACCAGGAAGCGCAGGACUGGAGCUCAGUACCUCCGCCCGAUAUGUAUUAACUCCUGAAAUGGGUCCUCAGGCCCUCUCUACGGGCAUCUGUGGACCUUUACCCAAGGGUUUGAUGGGACUAUUAUUGGGAAGAAGUAGUGUCACCAUGAAAGGUUUAACUGUUAUGCCAGGAGUCAUAGAUUCUGACUACGAAGGAGAAAUAAAAGUCAUGGCACAAACUAUUAAAAAUAUAAUAACUAUUUCUCCUGGUGAUAAAAUUGCACAAUUGCUACUUUUGCCCUUUGUACCUCAUGGACAAAUUUUACAACAUCAAAAGAGAGAAACAAAGGCUUUUGGAUCGUCUGAUGCUGCCUACUGGAUUCAGAAGAUAGGGAAAGAACGUCCAGAAAUGAAAUGAACCAUUAAUGGAAAGGUUUUUUCAGGUUUGUUAGACACUGGAGCUGAUGUCUCUGUUAUGACGCAGGUACACUGGCCUAAACGUUGGCCCAUUAGUCCUACUAUUACAGAACUUCACGGAAUAGGACAAAGUUCUUCUCCUAUGCAAAGUAGUCAGUUUUUUUUAUGGCAAGAUAGUGAGGGCCAUUCAGGAUAUUUCCAGCCUUAUGUUUUGCCUGGGCUGCCUUUAAACCUCUGGGGCCGAGAUAUAUUAAAAGAAAUGGGAGUAUUACUUUAUAGUCCAAACUCUCAAGUCUCUAAUAUGAUGUUGGAUCAAGGAUUUCUUCCCACAAAAGCGCUGGGAACAAAUCAACAAGGAACUGUCUAUCCUAUUGAUGUGAAAAUAAAAAAUGAUAGACAAGGUUUGGGUUUUUCUUAGGGGCCUUGGAUUCUCCACUCACUGCUGAUCCAAUUACUUGGCUGACUGAUGACCCUGUAUGGGUGGACCGAUGGCCCCUCACAAAGGAGAAAUGAGAAGCUGCAGAACAAUUAGUACUGGAACAAUUAGGGCAUUUAGAAAUUUCCAGUAGUCCUUGGAAUACUCCUAUUUUUAUUAUCAAGAAAAAAUCUGGAAAAUAUAGGUUAUUACAGGAUCUAAGAGCUGUUAAUAAAACUAUGCUAAUAAUGGGAGCUCUUCAACCAGGCCUACCCUCUCCAACAGCCAUACCACACAAUUAUCAUCUUUUAGUUAUAGAUUUAAAAGAUUGUUUUUUCACUAUUCCUUUGUUUCCUGAAGAUAGAAAACAUUUUGCUUUUAGCUUGCCUGCCUUAAUUUUUAAGGAACCCAUGAGGAGAUUUCAAUGGAAAGUAUUGCCUCAGGGCAUGGCAAAUAGUCCUACAUUAUGCCAAAAAUAUGUGGCUCAGGCCUUGACUCCUGUGAGAAAAAGGUUUCCAUCGUUAUAUCGCAUACAUUAUAUGGAUGAUAUACUUUUAGCCACUGAUAAUAUUUCUUUAUUAGAGACUGCUUUUCAAUUUUUGCAACAGUCCUUACAAUCAUUUGGCUUGGUCAUUGCCUCAAGAAAACUUCAAAGACAAUCUCCAUUUUUAUAUUUGGGAAAAUAUAUUGAUAACACUACUAUUAGGCCUCAAAAACUGCAAAUUCGAGUUGAUAAUUUAAAAACAUUAAAUGCUUUUCAAAAAUUACUUGGAGAUAUUAAUUGGCUAAGGCCUGCCUUAAAACUUACUACUGCUCAAUUACAGCCUUUGUUUGAUAUUCUUAAAGGUGACUCAGAUCCUUCUUCUUCACGCUCUAUGACUCCAGAAGGAUUUCAAGCUUUACAAAUAGUCAAUAGAUCUAUCAGUUCUACACAAUUAACUAGAAUUCAUACUCACCUUCCUAUUUUCUUAAUAAUUUGUCCAACUCCUCAUGUGCCUACUGCCGUCUUAUGGCAAACUGUUGGAAUUAUUGAAUAGAUUCAUAUGAAAUCUACACCCUCUAAAGUUAUUAACCCUUAUUAUGAACUUAUUAGUAAUUUAAUAAUGCAAGGUAGAACUAGAUGCUUACAACCUAUAAGUAUAGAACCUUCUCAAAUUAUUAUCCCUGAUUCAGUUAGUCAACAAAAUUGGCUUUUUCAACAUAGUAAUGAAUGGGGUCUUGCUCUUGCAGGAUUUUCAGGUACCUUGGAAUGCCAUUACCCUGCUGAUAAAUUGAUCCAAUUCAGCAAACUUAACUCAUAUCUUUCCUUCUAUAAUUAGGCAACAGCCUGUCCCUCAUGUACCUUUGGUUUUUACGGACGGUUCUUCUUCAGGAGUGGCCACUGUAAUCAUUGACGACGGAACAAACCUCGUUAAAGAAACUUCCUUGACUUCAGCUCAACGUGUUGAACUCUUAUUCGUUCCCAUGAUGGUCCUGUUGCAGGUCUGUAUAUCCGUGCUCAUUCUAACUUGCCUGGUCCAUUGACUAAACUUAAUGCGACUGCAGAUGUUUUAACUCGAUCUAAACGUGAUCUUUAUCCUGUACAUUUUCCUCCCAAGAAUAGAGUUGAAGUUACUCCUCCUCCUCAAUCUCUUCCCUAAAGCAGGACAUGUCCCAAUUUACCGUACUCCUCCUUUCCGUUCGUCAUGCUGUCAAGAAUGGCUAAUAUACUGCAUUCAUUAUCUCCAUACUCUUGAUACUCAUGGUCCAUGUCCUGGACACCCUCAUAUUAUGGUAAGUUAUGAUCAAACUGCUUCACAAGCAGCACAGCAGUUGCACGCUUUACACCGUCAGUCAGCGGCUACAUUACACACACAAUUUUCCCUUACUCGUUAAGCCGCCCCACAAAUUGUUAAGCAAUGCCCACAAUGCUUACCUCACCUUCCUAUUCCACAUUAUGUUGUUAAUCCUCGUGGAUUAUUACCUAGACAUUUAUGGCAAAUGGAUGUUACUCAUAUCCCGUCUUUUGGGAAAUUACAGUUUGUUCAUGUCACUAUCGAUACUUAUUCUGGUUUCCUCUGUGCUACAGCACAGACCGGAGAAGCGACUAAACAUGUUAUCACUCAUUUAUUACACUGUUUUGCUUUCAUGAACCUUCCCAAAAUUAUUAAAACCGAUAAUGGGCCCGCUGCUUUUGCAACAUUUUGUAAUUCAUUACAAAAUUACCCAUAUUACAGGCAUUCCAUAUAACCCUCAAGGACAAGGUAUUAUAGAACGUGCAAAUAGAUCUUUAAAGCUAACUAUUGAAAAAAUAAAAAGGGGGGAAUUGUAUAGAACAACGCCACAUAACCUUAUAAAUGAUGCUCUGUUUAUUUUAAAUGUUCUCACUGUUGACAAAUUUGGCUGCUCUGCAGGGGGAAGGUUGGUGGCUGAGCCAAGAUUGGCCUCUCAAUCUCCGGAGGUCCUCUGGAAAGAUCCGUUAACCAGCACUUGGAGUGGUCCUGAUCCUGUGUUGAUUUGGGGACGUGGUCACGUGUGUAUCUUUCCCAGAUCAGCGCCUGGACCUUGCUGGCUUCCUGAGCGCUUAGUCAAGCAAAUAGAUGGCUCGCCACAGCUCACCUAGUUCAGAAGAUGAAGAAGCUCUGCAUCUCUCCCGAAAAUUUGACAGUGUUGAUUCAGAAAAAGAAGAAGAAGAGACCACUUGCCAGGACGACUCAAAGGAGUGAUGUUCCAACUUGGGGACAAAUUAAACAACUGGUUUCAUGAGCUCAAGAGUCAGUGAAACAACAGAAUAACCCUGUUACACCUGUAACUUUAUUUUUGGUUAUGUUGGCAACCAUUUCAUGUGUUCCCUCUGUUAAUGCAGCAACUUACUGGGCCUAUGUACCUGAUCCUCCACUAUUACAACCCAUAUCUUGGUCUGAGGCAGAGUUUCCUGUAUUUUACAAUGAUAAGUGUUUAUGGGCCUCUUAUUGGGAAUAUAAAACAAAUCAAUAUGUCUGUAAAUUAUACUAACUGGCUUAGUACCCAUCCUGUCUGUCUUAGCCCACUGAAUCUGGAAACUGGACGUGUAAAGGCUAUUAGUUAUGAGCAUACAGAUGUUUAUGAGGGAACGGAUCAAUCAAUUAGUUUGUCAGGCUCUCCAGGCAUCCUUCGUUUUACAGGAACCAACAUUACUCUUACAUGCCCGGCUACCAGCUGACGAGAGUAUCUUAAGGAUACCAUCAUUUGGUAUAAAAUGGGCAACCUAUUAAUAUUAGAGGUCAAAUCUCAUACGCCUCACCACUUAGGGAUUCCGCUAUUACUAUAGCCAAGGUUACAGGUGAAGAUUCAGGAAAUUAUUUCUGUAUGAAGCGUUUACUUGGAGGACAAGGGAUACUUAUAGCUGGACAUAAGGUUACUAUGCUUAACAGAAAAUCAAAAAAUCAAUUUCCUCCCUUUAUGACCGUUAACUUUCCUGGAUCCACUUUUGAACGUUGCAAUGCAUCUUGGAAUAAUAACCAAAUAUGCUGUACUAUAGAUUAUACCAAGGUGUCAAUUCUUAUCUCUUCUUUUCCCAUCAUAGAUAGGUUUAUCACAUUUCAAAAGAACUGGGAUAUAUGGAAACUAGCUCUAACUUAUUCCAAUACACCUGUUAUAACUUGUGUUGCUCCUCCAUAUACACGUUUGUGUGGUUCUAUUAACAUUGGUAAUUCUUCCAAAGGAGGAUAUAAUAUUAGCUGUGUUAAUUGUAUUUUUAGCAGUUGUAUGUUCCCUUCUGCAGGAACGCAAUCUGUGCUUAUACUAAAGCAACCCAUGUAUGUUAUGGUGCCUGUGCAUCUGAGAGAACCUUGGUAUGAAGAUACUGGAGUACAGGCAUGGGUGGAACUCUCUAAAGCCUUGCAGAGAGGAGACAAUUUCUUGGGUGGCUAAUAGUAAGUUUACUUGCGUCGGCUGCUCUGUCUGCUACCGUGGCUACUGCCGGUCUUGCUCUUUCACAGAGUAUUCAUCAUGCUCACUUUGCUAAUCAGUUAUCUCAACAUAGCAGUCUUGCUUUAUCUUUACAAAGUCACAUAUAUUUACAGAUUAAUAACAAGUUAGAUGAAUUUAAAAACGCAAUUUUGGGGAUUGGAGAUCAGAUGGCAGCAUUAAAAUUGAGGAUGCGUCUAGCUUGUCAUGCAAAGUAUACAUGGAUGUGUGUUACUCCUUAAAAGUACAGUGACUGUAUUUGGGAAUGGGAAAAAGUAAAAAUGCAUCUGCUGAGUGUUUGGUCAGAUAAUAAUAUUAGUCUUGAUCUUAAGAAAUUAAAUGCUGAAAUUCAGGAUAUACAAAAUACACAUCUUGAUGAUGUUUCGCCAGAAGAUAUAAUUCAAACUUUACUGGACCAUUUAAAGUGGUUAAAUCCUCAGUCUUGGAUUACCGGAAGGUUGUCAGGCUUUAUUACCCUGGCCAUAAUUUGCCUAUUAUUGAUAUUAAUCUUCUCAUGUCUGUUUCGUAUCCUCAUGCAACAGUAUACUACUCUCGGCACUAAACUUCAUGGAAUUAUUUUGCAGCAAAAGUUAAAAAAUAAAAAUGGGGGACCUGUGGGAAGCAGUCAGCCUUGAGAGCAGGUAAGGACAUGCCAGGCAUGCGGCCGCUGCUCGAAGGGACUGUCCCUACUUGUUCCCCUCCUUGUUCCAUUCCAUGGGAGAUAAAUCACCAGGGCCCAGAGAUCAGAAAGAAUGUAAAAUGAGACAAGCAAAGCUGUCUCCCCCCUGCACAUGCAGGUUAUUUUUGAUGCUUCUGGGUUUAUGGGUUUCCUCCCAGGGAAGUUAACCUUGAGCCGAGACAGUCUGUAGAUAAUGUAAUCCACCAUCUGUCAACCUUCCUUUUUCUAGUCUAGAUAAUCUGCAACUGUAGCGCAAUAAAAUUUGCCUUGCAACCA
Messenger RNA from Orcinus orca (killer whale), 11781 nucleotides. Its product is annotated as UDP-N-acetylglucosamine--peptide N-acetylglucosaminyltransferase 110 kDa subunit-like. The record is from RefSeq and is a predicted model, not a curated record. Gene Ontology annotation, molecular function: protein N-acetylglucosaminyltransferase activity; protein binding. Gene Ontology annotation, biological process: protein O-linked glycosylation. Lineage: Eukaryota; Metazoa; Chordata; Mammalia; Artiodactyla; Delphinidae. The transcript has 3 exons. The coding region runs from base 1 to 3141 and encodes 1046 amino acids.